CUACACCUCCAGCUUCGCAUGAAAGCAAGAUUUAUCGGGAAAGAUUGUCAGCACUAUUUUGAUAACACGUGAUUGCAUUCAAUAUUUUCUAUUUUUAUUAUUAUCACAUUUAUUUAUGUUUGUAACAAAAUUUAAAUUAGGAAGUUUGUGUACCAAAUUUUGAUUUCGACCUCCUUUAUAUCGGUGGCGGCUAUUUGAGCUUAAAAGAAAUAAAGGUUUUUUUCGUUAUUAUUCAAACCAUUCGUUGCUUAAACCAAGAGCCACAUUAGCAACCUUUAUACAAUCAAUAGCAUCAAGCGUAUCGCAAAAUGUCAUGCCAAUCAAUUGAUGCGAAAUUCCAAUUACCACAGCGGUACCAAGGUCAAAUACAGAGUUUUUGGGAUGAAUACAUUCAAUUGACUUUGAAGUACAAACCAAUGAAUUUGGGACUCGGCUUCACGGAUGGUCCUGUACCGCAAUAUAUAACGGACGCUCUAGCUGCAGCGGCGAAAAGUCCGAAUUCUAUAGUGAAUCAAUAUACAAGAGGAUCUGGUCAUCCUCGUCUCAUUCAAGCAUUGUCAACACUUUACUCACAACUGGUUGAUCGAAAAAUUGAUCCAAUCAAUGAAAUGUUGAUAACGAUUGGAGCGUAUGAAGCACUUUAUGCAACUAUUCAAGGUCACGUUGAUGAAGGAGAUGAAGUGAUCAUUAUCGAGCCAUUUUUCGAGUGUUAUGAGCCAAUGGUUAAAAUAUGUGGGGGUGUACCACGAUUCAUUCCCCUUCGAUUGAAUAACACCACCACCAGCAGCAACAGCGAAAUUAAUUCAAGCGAUUAUGUUCUCGAUGACGGUGAAUUAGAAGGACUCUUUAAUGAAAAGACAAAAAUGAUCAUUCUCAAUACACCAAAUAACCCUUUGGGGAAAGUCUUUUCAAGAAUCGAAUUGACCAAAAUUGCUGAGUUGUGUCAAAAGUAUAAUGUAUUGUGCGUUUCGGAUGAGGUUUAUGAGUGGAUGAUCUUUGAUGACAAUAAACAUAUUCGAAUCUGCACUCUACCUGGCAUGUGGGAACGAACAAUUACAAUUGGUUCUGCGGGUAAAACGUUCAGUGUCACUGGAUGGAAAACAGGCUGGGCAUAUGGUCCUGCCAAUCUAAUAAUUAACUUGAAAAUGGUCCAUCAAAACUGUGUCUAUAAUUGUCCAACGCCAAUUCAAGAAGCAAUUGCAAUUAUUUUCGAGGGUGAAAUCAAACGGUUAGAUUCACCGGCAUGCUAUUUCAAUGUAUUGGCAGCAGAAUUAAAGAAAAAACGUGACUUUAUGGCCGAGUUUUUAAACGAAAACGGAAUGAAACCAAUCAUUCCACAAGGAGGGUUUUUUAUGACCGCUAAUUGGUCUGCAUUAGAAAACAAAGCCGAUUUGAGUACUGAAUUGGACACACAACAAGAUUUCCGUUUCACAAAAUGGAUGAUCAAAAAUGUUGGCGUGCUGGCAAUGCCGCCGUCAGCCUUUUUCAGUGACACCAAUAAAUCCAUGAUGGAACACUUUGUGCGAUAUUGCUUCUUCAAAACGGAUGAAAACCUUCAAACAGCUGCCAAUAUUUUGAAGGAAUGGACUGGCAAAGUCAUGACGAUAAGGCAAAAUUGCUUGCCAGCGCCACCAAAUGACUCCAUAUGAUUCUAUAUAGUUCUGCGGUUACCAGCGGUACUAAUCUCUAAUAGAGCGUUGCCGAGCUGUCAUUAUCGUCGUGCUUUGUGUUUUUAAAAAUGUUUAUUUCUAACUUUGAGGUUUGAGUACGUAUUGAAUAAAAUAAAUAAAUGUUGUUGAACAUUUCA
Messenger RNA from Contarinia nasturtii (swede midge), 1807 nucleotides. Its product is annotated as kynurenine--oxoglutarate transaminase 3-like. The record is from RefSeq and is a predicted model, not a curated record. Gene Ontology annotation, biological process: biosynthetic process. Lineage: Eukaryota; Metazoa; Arthropoda; Insecta; Diptera; Cecidomyiidae. The transcript has 9 exons. Gene Ontology annotation, cellular component: cytoplasm; mitochondrion. The coding region runs from base 309 to 1649 and encodes 446 amino acids. Gene Ontology annotation, molecular function: pyridoxal phosphate binding; L-kynurenine:2-oxoglutarate transaminase activity.